Molecule: messenger RNA, 2067 nt
Organism: Centropristis striata (black sea bass)
Lineage: Eukaryota; Metazoa; Chordata; Actinopteri; Perciformes; Serranidae
Exons: 6
Coding region: 1-2067 (688 amino acids)
Biological process (GO): lipoprotein metabolic process; lipid transport
Cellular component (GO): membrane; extracellular region
Molecular function (GO): lipid binding
Source: RefSeq, a predicted model, not a curated record
AUGUCAACCUCACAAGAAAAGCUGCAGGAGGCCUUGUGUCGCUACACCGCAGAUACUCUCACCUACAUGGACACAGUGAGGGAAUUCUGUGAGGGGAGCUCUAAGUGGAUGCUUGGGAGGGAGACGGAGGUGCAUAUGAUGAUGGACAUCAAAGACCGAGCUGACAAAAUUAACCUGAAAAUCAGCCAUGUCAAAACGGCAGAGGGUAAAGGUAAAGCCUUUAAGGAAUAUAUAAAGAGCAAGUUUACCCAGGACAGCAGGCGUGCAGAGCUGCAGGAGGAGCUGGCUGCUGUGGUGAAGGACACUCUGGGAGGCCUGGAGGAGCUCGACUGCUUCCUGGAUGCAGUGGAGAAUCUGGCGGUCACCUCACUUCAUGUGUUCACGGAGAAGAACCAGCUGUUACAUCUGCCAGAAGGGGUCAGCCCUGAACAUGUCCAGGUGGUCAUCACUGCUGCACGGACAGUCUGUCCUCUCCUCCUUGAGUUUAAACGAGAUGCCAGUGUCUUCUUCCUCCCCAAGCUUCAGAAUGUGGAAGUGCUGUCAUAUCAGCUGGACAAAUACAUAAAGACCACCCAGGAAAUAUGUGACAUAAGAAAGAAAAGCUCCUUCAGUGACUUUUCACUGAAGAUGAACACAGAAACUCUGGUGGACCUCAGUGUGGAUUUGUCUGAAGAUGACAUACAAAGGAUGUUAAAACUCAUUAAUCAGCUCGAUAAAAUCAGGAUGAACCAGAGCUUCCGGACGGUGUUCUUGUUUCAGGAGGAACCAUGCAGUGGCUUCAUCAAUGAGUUCAGUGAGAAACAUCCCAGGAUGCUGCAGUUUCUAACAGACCUGGAGGAGACUGCUGUUCAACUGGACAGGAUGAAAAAGGGGGCAAAGAUCUCCAGUGUGGCCGGCAGCUCAGUCGGGGCAGUUGGAGGUGUGCUUUCCAUUGUUGGUUUGGCAUUAAUUCCUGUAACAGCUGGAGCAUCUCUAGUUCUGACGAUGACUGGGGUGGGGCUGGGAAUUACCAGUGGAGUCAACAGUCUCGUCACCACUGGCACAGAGAUCGGAGUGAACCACAAGCAACAAAAGAAAGCCAAUGAAACCUUCAAGAACUUCAUGGAGGAUGUGCAGAGUCUCCAGGAUUGUCUGGAGGAGGUGACCCAAAGAGCAAGAAACAAGGUGGAUGCGGUUGUGGGAGUCGGCAAGGUGCUCUGUAAAGCAGGUGCUAUUGGUGCUGCUUCUGUUGCUAAGCUGUUAAAAAGUGAAGAGAUGCUUGCAACUGCUGGUAAAGUGGCAGUGCAGGAAGGAAAAGCGUUACGUAGCGUACCCAGGGUGGCAGCAGAUAUCCCAGAUAUUGCACAGGCAGCAGUCAAAGGGCCUCUUGCUCUCUCCAAGUCAGCCAUCGGGCUCAACGCGCUCUUCCUUGGCAUGGAUAUCUUCUUCAUCUGUAAAGACAGCGCUGGUCUUGCCAAAGGCAGCGAGACUGAAUUAUCACAGUUCUUCAGAGCCAGAGCUGCACUGUGGAGCUCAGAGAUGGACUCAUGGCAGAAGAUCCACGACUCCCUGACCAAAGGUCUGGUGACAUCAGAGAAAAACAAAUUCUUCCUGGAGACGCCGUUUUAUCCAGAGAGAAAGAAGAAGGAACACAGAGACACAGAAAUGGAUGAAAUACAACAAAUGAAUGAGAAAAUCUCAUGUGUGAUACAAGAAAAGCAGCAGGAGGCAAAAGCCUUGUGCCGCUACACUGCAGAUACUUUCACCAACAUGGACACAGUGAAGGAAUUCUGUGUGGGGUGCAUUAAGUGGAUGCUUGAGAGGGAGGCGGAGGAGCACAGCAAGUUUACCCAGGACAGCAGGGGUGCAGAGCUGCAGGAGGAGCUGGCUGCUGUGGUGAAGGACACUCUGGGAGGCCUGGAGGAGCUCCACUGCUUCCUGGAUGCAGUGGAGAAUCUGGCGGUCACCUCACUUCAUGUGUUCACGGAGAAGAACCAGCUGUUACAUCUGCCAGAAGGGGUCAGCCUUCACGAAGCUUCAGAAUGUGGAAGUGCUGUCACAUCAGACCUCUCAGGAAAUCUGUGUUAG